GCUUGUCCCUGAUGCCGUCGUCGUCGUGGAGCGCGAGCGCCAUGGCGCACAGGCGCAUCCGGUCAGCCUCGGCCAUCCCCGGAGCUCGGUCACUGUGUAGCGGCCGACAUGAGCAGCAGCAUGGAACAGCCCCCGCCUCCUCCACAUAAGAGCAUCUCCAGCCGGCAUCUUCCUGAUCUCAUGGAGCAAAGGUCUUCCGGAUCUCAUGGAGGCACCUCCGGCGGCGUGCGCCCUCCACUGCCAACGGCGGGUACCCCGGCGAAGACCCGUCGUCGAACCUUCGUCGCGCCAGCUUCACUCCCUACUGUCAAUCCUUCCAACUCCGGCCUUCCUCGUCACCAAGAAGUGCCCAACUCCGGCUUUCCUCGUCGCCAAGAAAUGCCCAACUCCGGCCUUCCUCCUCGCCGCCACGAACUGCUCUAUCCUGGUGGUGCUCCUCGACACAACCCUCUCACGGCGACAUUCACAGAACCUGCUUCACCACCACCCGGUUCCACCACCUGCUGGGACACCCGCAGCACGUCAUCAUCCCCAUUGAUGGAAUACGAUGCCGCCGGCACCUCGGAGCCGAUUUUGGUUCGACACUGGACUGCUCGGCACAUGUAUGUAUAUUAUCAUUGCGGACGCUCUAAUGCUAAUUUGAUAGCUUUGGUUAGUUGAGCUAUGAGAACUGGGAAAAUAGAUUUGAUCACUUGUUUUAGAUCUGCGUUAGCUACCUUAGCAACAUGAUUGGAAAUUGUUUAUGAUAACUGGGAAAGCGUGUCUGAAAAACAGCACAUAUAUAAGUUAUUGCUGUUACUGUUGCUGUAUAUCUUUCAGUUCAAGGAUUGGGUUGUCUUGCCUUCACCUGCUGAAUUACGGGCUAUUAAUCAGCUAAUGUUUCCAGGCAAGUAUUGCCUUAGUGCAAAAAAUAAAGAAAAGAGAACAAAACCAAUUAGUCUGACUUUGUGAUCAAGUUUUGCCAUGAUGUGGUGAGUAACUGUAUGCUGUCGACUGAGCACUUAAUCUUUGCAGAUUCAGUGCUAUCAUCACCAUCUAGUGAGUAACUGGUCCAAGGUUUGUUUUCAACCUGCACUCCAAGAAAAUAAGCAAUAGCAUUGUAGUUCAUUAAAUAAUCAGUGCAUUGCUUAGUACUAGUGUCUACUGGUCCUAUAUCUUCUGUAACCAUUGCUGUUGCCCUAAUUUUCCUGACUAUAUCUCUAUACUCUUGUGAGCUAUGGCUUGUCAUAGACUGCUAAAUAUGACUCCGACUAAUUGUAUUCGGUUCCUCUUCAUUCACCUCAAAAUAUAAUCCUCAGUUCCUGACUAGUAUUUCGAGCAAAAGGAAAAAAUUACCAGUAAUAAAAAUGAAACUUGGUGUAGUUCGUCACUGAACUGCACAUUGUGGCAAGAAUUACUAUGUUUAGAACUGCAUUCUGUUUUGGAAAUUGUGAGUCUCCAGCAUGUACCUUGGAACUGUUAAAUAACUAUACCAUUGCUAGCUUUAUCAAAUUACAGUGUUGUGGAAGUUUAUCAAAUUUCACUUGGCAGAUGCUUAAAGCAGGAGUACUUGUAUUCAGAUUUUUAUUACAUGUCUCUUGUGGUUUGCAGGAUCCAAGGGGCUCAAAUUCACAUUACUACGCAGAUCUGAUGACCAAGGAUGUGGAUGAUGAUUUGGAACUUUCGAUGAAGCCAGAUGCCACUCCAAGUAGUGGUGGGAAAGGAGCAUCCAAGUGGGGCAGCAACUACAGUCAAGAAGAAGAUAUCCAACUUUGCAAGUCUUGGAUCAGUAUCAGCAAUAACGUUAUCGUAGGGACAAACCAGUCAGGCAAAACGUACUGGGAGAGGAUCACCGCACAUUUCCACAACUUCAGGGGCUUCCACUCUGAUCGGACUACUAAUUCUCUCGAGCAUCGAUGCGGGGUCAUAAUAAAGGAGUGCAUGAGAUUCCAAGCGUACUAUGAGGAAGUUGAGCGGCGUCACCCAAGCGGCGUGCCAUAUCAAGAACUUAUCUUGGAAGCACAAGCAAGAUAUGCCAAAGCUUCGCAGGGAAAAAGCUUCACAUUCUUCCAUUGCUGGCUCGAGGUGAGACAUACAGAAAAGUUCGCAAAAUUUAACAAGAGGCCAAGUAAGUCAAAAGAGAUCAACCUCUCGGUAGGAACUCAACAAGGUGACGGAACCCAAUCUCCUGCGAAGAAAGCCCGACCUCCGGGACAAAAGCAGUCCAAGGUGAAGCUGAAAAGAAAUGAAGGAGGUGACGAGUACAAGGAUAUGAUGGGGAACCUGAUGGCAAUGAAGGCCGAGGAAGUGAAGUUGAAGAAGGAAAGGUGGGAAAAGGAUCUGAUGAUCGAACAGCGCAAGCUAGACAUCGAGGAGCGGCGUCUACAAUGGGAGCAAGAGCAGAAGAUCAUGUUCUGUGACAUGAGCAACAUGGACGAGCAUCAAAAAGCUUACAUGUUGGCCAAUAGAGCUCAGUUCGCUAAGGCAGCGAGUGCUAGUGUAGGUGACACUGCUAGUGUAGGUGAUGCUACUAGUGCUUGAGUCAAGGUGUAGGUGUCAUACUAGUGCUUGAGCAUCAAAAAAUGCUAUCAGCAUGGUUGAUUUGAGUAUCUGUUCAUAUCUUGUCUUUCAGGUUGGAGCAAUCAGCUCUCAGAAGCUGAAAAGAAAAGAAAUAAAGCACAUUGACAUCGUUGAGAGAA
Messenger RNA from Panicum virgatum (switchgrass), 2678 nucleotides. Its product is annotated as glutathione S-transferase T3-like. Bases 1399 to 2520 code for a protein of 373 amino acids. The transcript has 2 exons. NCBI's taxonomy places the organism in Eukaryota, Viridiplantae, Streptophyta, Magnoliopsida, Poales, Poaceae. The record is from RefSeq and is a predicted model, not a curated record.